AUGCGGCGACAGCUAAAUGAGCAGAGUUUUGGUGCCUUUGAUGAGCUCAAGGAGGAUUACUUUGCCAAGGUUGUAGAGCAGCCAGUUCGGAAGUUACUGGAUGUUGAUUCCAUGUCAGCUGCUCUUGACAGACUGUUGGAGGAGUUGCCUCCUGGAUUGAUCGAAAGCUUAUCAUCCAUCUUCCUGAGGACCGGUCAUGCCCUCACUACACACAAGACCAUUGCAGAUGCUGCCCCAACAAUAUUGGAGUUAGUAUCACCGGAAUGUAGAGGACCUAUCUCCAGAAAGGUUGAAGCAGUACAAGAGAGAGUUCAGGAUAUAGUGAACAGAAUGCUUGAUACUCUAACAAAUGUGAUCUCAUGCGGCGCUCUGCCAGAAACUGAAGGAAGUGACAUUCACCCUGUUACCAGAGCUGUUGCAAAAGGCAUAGGGUUGUUGUUUCAGCACAGAGUGACACUUAAUUUAAUUCUUGAUCGCAACCGUUGUCAAGAACUUGAUGGUAUACAGAGCAUAAAGUCGUUUCCUUGCUUGAUAUCCAAUCUGACUAUGCAUCUGGAACGUGUUCCGGAGCAGAACAGCAAGCUCCUGGUGCACAAAGAGUUGCAAUACAUAUUCUUGAUGAACAAUUUGCAGUUCAUUCUACAGCAAGCUGAGAACUCAGGGUUGAAAGAGCCUACUGGAUAUGACUGGGUGGUGCGGUACCAGAAGCAAAUUGAGCAUAACCUGGAGGAAUACAUUCAGACCUCCUGGGCUCCUGUAUCCUCUCACGUGGCAGAUAAGAGUGCAAAGCAAUUCAGUUUCUGGAAGCCUUCGUGUGUGCAACAGUUCACCACAGCCUUCCAAUCAGUUUAUGAUAUUCAGAGGCAUUGGAAGGUCCCAGAUCCGCAUCUUCGGGAAAAGCUGAGAGCAUCUAUAUCAAAGAAAAUAGUUCCCUCAUACUCUGAGUACCUGAAUAAACAUCGAAAGGAUAGCAGGUCAAUACAGAUGACGGCAAAAGAUUUGGAGGAUUUGCUGGCAGAACUGUUUGAAGGAUGA
This is a messenger RNA of Panicum virgatum (switchgrass), 1035 nucleotides long. Its product is annotated as exocyst complex component EXO70A1-like. The transcript has a single exon. The record is from RefSeq and is a predicted model, not a curated record. Gene Ontology annotation, cellular component: exocyst. Gene Ontology annotation, molecular function: phosphatidylinositol-4,5-bisphosphate binding. Gene Ontology annotation, biological process: exocytosis. NCBI's taxonomy places the organism in Eukaryota, Viridiplantae, Streptophyta, Magnoliopsida, Poales, Poaceae. The coding region runs from base 1 to 1035 and encodes 344 amino acids.